Stomoxys calcitrans (stable fly) is the source of this 1491-nucleotide messenger RNA. RefSeq lists its product as uncharacterized. The record is from RefSeq and is a predicted model, not a curated record. Bases 146 to 1168 code for a protein of 340 amino acids. NCBI's taxonomy places the organism in Eukaryota, Metazoa, Arthropoda, Insecta, Diptera, Muscidae. The transcript is spliced from 2 exons.
UUUUCUAUCUCUUCUGUUGACGCGCCAUUCUGCUUAGAAAAAUCGACAUAUAUUGUUGAAGAUAUUCAAGUUUUUGUAUUAAAAACUCUUUAUGUGGUAUUGAAUAAUCUUUCUUUAACAUCAAGUAUAAGAAAACUACCCAGUUAUGGACAAAAAUAUAACAAUUAAAACUGAAAAACUUGAUGAUGAAGAUGUAAAGGCUUCCACAGCAGAAAUGAAGAAACCAAAAUCACAUAGACGCAAAAAACUACGUCGCCUUGCUGAGGAAACCGCACAACAGACUAACAACAAACAUGUGAGCAGAUGUAAGCGCCUCCUUUUAUUCACCGCACUCUUAACCUUUACCAUCGCUUUGCUUAUGGGCCAUUAUUAUAGACAAAAUAAUUCCAAUAACCAACAUAUACUCAAAGAGUUUCUUAAGAACUAUCGCAACCAGUAUACUCAGAUUAUACAUGCCAAGCAAAACUACUGUGACCAACAACAGUCAUUGGCACAAACGGAGCUUUUUGAACGCAUAAAAUCCUAUCGUAUCGUGAAUCAAGAUAAGACGCUGCAACAUAUUGAAAUGGCCCUAAGGAAUGAAAGCGAUCUAAAUGCUGUGGCUCUUGUGGGCCCAGUAGGUGUGGGCAAAAGUCUAUUUAUGCGGGCUAUGAUAGAAAAUUUCCCCUGGCAGGAGAAUGUGCGCACUUAUGCCUGGAAUACUUAUGCCAGAGAUGAGGCCGACAAGUUUCAUACAUUACAGAAAAUGAUUGACCAGCUAUCCGAUUGUGGUCAGAAUUUGUUGGUUGUAGAGGAUUUGCGGCCGCACGAUCGUGAUGUUGUGGCAUGGGUAAAUCAACGAGUACAACAAUCCAUAGCAAAUCAACAGAAGCGUGUUAUUGUUUUUUAUGUAUUCAGUUUGAAUACCAUGUUGCCACAGCCACAAUUCAAGGAAUCCAAAAUGAUGGUGGAAAUAUUGCCCGACACCAAUGUCAUACACUUCAACGCAAUUGGAGAAUCUGAACUAAGAGACUGCAUUGAAAGGGAAUUAGAUUUGGCAGAUUUAAAAUUAAGUUCCCAACAUGUUGACGAAAUUGUUGCCACAAUUGAUCCCUUUAAAUCGGGCUGCAAAAAUGUCAUUGCCAAAGUACUAAUGUUUGGCAUAACCAAAGCCAAAGACAACUUGUAAUUUUUGCUACAAGAUGAUAAUGAGACUAGAAUAUGUGAUUGUAGAAAUGCCAGAAAUGUUUUGUUUUGUUUAAGUUUAGUUUUUUUCACAACUACUUAUAUGUAUUUAUUUAAUUUCGAACCACAACAUUGGACGACUGAGAUUUUUUGUGUUAUUGUAAAACACCUUCAUCAAGCCUAAUAUGUUUAUCUCCUCCGUAUUCUAUCGAUGUUAUGUACUACAAUAUUUAUAUGUAUACAUUUUAUACUGUAAGAUAUCUUUAAAGAACUGAUUUGAAAAGACAAGUGCUCAGGUGAGCAAAUAAAUAAUUAUGAAUUUGUUAA